AUGUUUACCAAGUUGCUUUUGUUUGCUUUUCUUCCUGCAAUUACCAGCUGCCAGGCUUCUAAUGCAAGAAAGCUUGGAGGAUUUGGUGAAGAGAAGACAGUUCUUAACCAUUUACAUGCCUAUGGCGUAGGUGGAGGGUAUGGUGGCGGAGCAGGAAUUGGGGGAGGAGUUGGACUUGGAGGUGGAUAUGGAGGAUUUGGAGGCGGUUAUGGUGGUGGAAAUGGAGGAUUUAGUGGUGGAGGAGGUGGUGGGAUAGGCGGUGGGGGAAAUGGUGGAUUUGGUGGUGGAGGGGGUGGUGGGAUAGGCGGGGGUGGAAAUGGAGGCGGUAGUGGGGGUGGCAGUGACUAUAGUGGUGGUGGAAAUGGAGGAGGAGGAGGCGGCGGCUAUAUUGGUGGUGGUGGUGGGGGGAUAGGCGACGGAUAUGGAGGAGGCGGAGGCGUUGGCGGAGAAUUUAUGAAUCAGCUACGACCUUGA
Messenger RNA from Abrus precatorius (Indian licorice), 474 nucleotides. RefSeq names its product glycine-rich cell wall structural protein-like. The record is from RefSeq and is a predicted model, not a curated record. The transcript has a single exon. The coding region runs from base 1 to 474 and encodes 157 amino acids. Lineage: Eukaryota; Viridiplantae; Streptophyta; Magnoliopsida; Fabales; Fabaceae.